Phyllostomus discolor (pale spear-nosed bat) is the source of this 1707-nucleotide messenger RNA. It is a transcript of the gene SLAMF9, whose product is annotated as SLAM family member 9. Lineage: Eukaryota; Metazoa; Chordata; Mammalia; Chiroptera; Phyllostomidae. The record is from RefSeq and is a predicted model, not a curated record. Gene Ontology annotation, biological process: T cell activation. Gene Ontology annotation, cellular component: external side of plasma membrane.
AUGGGGCUGCUGACAUGUGAACCCUUCCUUCCUCAGCUGCUCCUGCUCUUGCUGUUGGCAACAGCAAGAAGCCAGAAGAGGCAGCUGGAGGACAAGAUUGAGUGUGAGACCUUAGCAAGUUGCUCAAUAGAGAUUGAGACCACAGCCCUGCUGCCAGUCCCAGCAGCCCAGAUACACCAGCUGCCUUUCUAUCCAUUUUCUUCCUUAUCUGCAGCCAAAGGAGAUUUUGGAGAUGGUGUGGAUCCCAAGGAAAUGGUUGCAGUCUUUCAGGAGUCCAUCGGUCUACCCCUGGAAAUGCCAUUUGAUGAAGAGGUAGAGAACAUCAUCUGGUCCUCCCACAUAAGGCUUGCUACUGUGGUGCCAGGAAAAGAACAUUCAGCUACCAUCAUGGUGACCAACCCUCGAUACCAGGGUUGAGUAAGCUUCCUGAAUCCCAGCUACUCUCUACACAUCAGCAAUCUGAGUCUGGAGGACUUGGGGCCUUACCAAGCUCAAGUCAACCUGAAGACAUCCCAGGUCUCCACCAUGUAGCAUUACAAUAUACGUACAUACCGAUGCCUCUCACAGCCUCACAUCACUGUGAACUUUGAGAUCUCUGGCAAAGGCCCCUGAAAUAUUUCCCUGAUAUGCUCUGUUGAGAAAGCAGGCCUGGAUGUGACCUCCAGCUGGAUAUCCUUGGAGGAUGGCCAUGACGCAGCUCAUGAAGGCUCUGUCCUCUGCACACCCUGGAGCCCUGGGGACAAUAUCUUCUCCUACACUUUCAGGAUCAGCAACCCCAUCAGCAACACCAGUUCCCAUCUCAUUCCUGCUGGAUCCUUCUGUGCAGGUACCAGGAUCCCAGACAACCCUGAGCUAGUGAAGGGACACAAGGCCAUCACCUCCUUCCCUCAGUUCUUCCCAAGAGAAUACAUAGAAUCCCCUCCCUCCUUUCUUCUUCUGUUCCAGAUCCCUUUAGGAAAGGCCUCAGCUUCCUGCUGCCUCUUCACCAAGGCAUCUCUCCUUUUCCUGCUCCUGGUAACUCUGGCCAUGGGACUGUGGUUCAUUCAAGGCCAGAAAAGAUGCAAGAUAGCAAGGAUGAGAAAACUCAGGAGAAACAGAAUGAGACUGAGAAAGAAAAAGAAGCCUGCUUCUAUCUAGACUGGCCUGAUUGUCUCUUGGGGACCCCUGUCCUGACCACUGUUUCCUCACAGCUCUCAGGAAAUUCUCCCUCUCCUCCCCAGGCUUUCUUUGUCCCAGGGGCUCAGGGUGGAUGUACAAAGGGUCUUACUCUCACAGAGAAGACUGUGUGGCAAUGAAGUUGAAUUAGGUGACCACCAUGCUGGAAAAGCUGUUUGAUCCCUCCCUGGAUGACUCUGGCAAGCCUGUAUCUUUGCUUUCCUUCCAAUCAAGAUGCCCCCUUCCAAAUCCACUUUCUUUCUUGUAGGGAACUGCUUCUGGAGACAUGGAAAUGUAGCUCAGCACCCACAUGGAAAACCAUGGGGGAUGAGUCAGCACGCAGGACCAUGCCCAUGAAGAAGUUCUCCCAUGGGAAAUCAGGCCUGCAUUAUACCUAGGCUGCUUUGUGACUUGCUCUUGCUAAAACUCUCUCACCCUCAGUUCAGGCAGCAAGCCCUUGCUGCAUAUCUUUAAAGUAACUUCCCGAAGUCUGUGCUAAUUCUCCCAAGGAUUGAAGUGUAACCAGACCUGUUACUCUUAUCAUUCCCUUGU